UUACCGCUACGGGGGAGUCGAGCCCGGGGGGAGUUUGGCUGGCCCUACAACGUUGUCUGGCACCCAGGGUACCUGCCCCCGAGAAUCUGCUUGGGAGAUUGCCAAUAAACCCUACCAGUGUGGGGAGUGCAACAAACGGUUUAUGGAGAGGAGUAAUCUGGAGAAUCACAAGCGGACUCACACGGGUGAGAAACCCUACAAGUGUGAGGAGUGCGGUAAGGUGUUCGGUCAGCUGGGUGGUCUGACAAGACACAAGAAGAUUCACACAGGAGAGAGACCCUUCGCGUGUGGGAGAUGCAGCAAGCAGUUCAGUAGGCUGUGUCAUUUAAAGACUCACAUGCGGACUCACACAGGUGAGAAACCCUACAAGUGUGAGGAAUGCGGCAGGCAGUUAAGUGAUCAGCGCGAACUAAAGAACCACAUACGUAUUCACACAGGCGAGAAACCCUACAUGUGUGACCAGUGUGGCAGACAGUUCAGUCGACUGCGUUGUAUGAAGGUGCACAUGCAAACUCAUACAGGAGAAAAACCUUACAGUUGUGAGGAAUGCGGCAGGCAGUUUGCUACCAUGCAUGCACUAACAUCUCACAAGCGGACUCACACAGGUGAGAAACCUUACAAAUGUGACGUAUGCAGCAGGCAAUGCAGGAACACAGGUCAACUGAAGAUUCACAAGCGGACCCACACAGGGGAGAAACCCUACAGGUGUGAGAUGUGUGGUAAACAGUUCAGUACACAUGGUACACUGAAGUGUCACAUGCAAACUCACACUGACGAGAGACCCUACAGGUGUGAGGAGUGUGGUAAGCUGUUUAGGGAUUUAUCUGGUCUGAAGGUACACAUGCGAAUUCACACGGGAGAGAAACCCUACGCUUGUGAGCAGUGCGGCAGGCAGUUCAGUCAGAGGGGGAAUCUAAAGACUCACAUGCGGACUCACAACAAGAAACAGUCCCCAACAAAGUGUUGAAGUAGAGAUAUUGGAAACAGGUCAUCUGCAGGGCUAGGGACAAUUGAAAAACUGAAGUACGUGUAUAACAACUUACUGCAAGAAAGAAGAAGAUCGGUUA
Molecule: messenger RNA, 1067 nt
Organism: Branchiostoma belcheri (Belcher's lancelet)
Lineage: Eukaryota; Metazoa; Chordata; Leptocardii; Amphioxiformes; Branchiostomatidae
Product: zinc finger protein 678-like
Exons: 1
Coding region: 143-967 (274 amino acids)
Biological process (GO): regulation of transcription by RNA polymerase II
Molecular function (GO): DNA-binding transcription factor activity, RNA polymerase II-specific; RNA polymerase II cis-regulatory region sequence-specific DNA binding
Source: RefSeq, a predicted model, not a curated record